Messenger RNA from Akanthomyces muscarius, 1056 nucleotides. RefSeq lists its product as uncharacterized. The record is from RefSeq and is a predicted model, not a curated record. Lineage: Eukaryota; Fungi; Ascomycota; Sordariomycetes; Hypocreales; Cordycipitaceae. The coding region runs from base 1 to 1056 and encodes 351 amino acids. The transcript is spliced from 2 exons. Gene Ontology annotation, biological process: retrograde vesicle-mediated transport, Golgi to endoplasmic reticulum.
AUGACGGAAGGCGUAUCGUCAUCGAGCGACGCCGCCGCCCAGCGAGCGGCCGAGCAGGCCCGACUGCGCAAGGAGCGCCGCGAGGCCAAGAUCAAGGCGGGCGGCACUUCGCGCCUCGACAAGAUCACCGGCAUCGGUGGCCGCGUGGUAGGAGACAAUGACCAAGCCGCCCCAGAAGCUCCCGCCGACCCUGCGCCGAAACCCGCCGCCGUUGCCGCCAGCGACCCCGACGAGGUGGACAUUUCCGAACACUUUUACUCCCCGGCGGCCGCGCGGCUCGCGACCCAGCAGCAGGCCAUGCCGUCGCCCCCCGCAGGUGGCUUCCCCGGUCUGCCGGCCGACAUGACGGAGGAGCAGCAGGCGCAGUUGCGGCAGAUGAUGCUCGGCGGCGGCGCGCCGCCCAGUGCGGAGGGCGUGCCCGGCGGCGCCGAGGAGGAUCCUCUCAUGAAGAUGAUGGCGCAGAUGAUGGGCGGCGCUGGCGGCGGCGGCUUCCCUGGCAUGCCGGGUGCUGCCGGCGCCGGAGGACCAAACGCCUCCCCCUUUGCGGGCAUGAUGGGCGCCCAGCAGCCGGCGUCGUCCGGCCCGGACGUGUACAGCACAGUCUGGCGGGUCGUGCACGCGCUGCUCGCCCUCGGCCUGGGCCUCUACAUUGCGCUGGUGACGCCCUUUAACGGGACCAGGAUCCAGCGACAGCUGGCCUUUAAAAUGGCCGACGGGCAGGCCAUCGCCGGUGCCGACGAUGCCUUUUACGCAAAAGCACCAGCGGCAGACUACGAGACGCUCGGCGCGGCGGGGCUCGACGUGGCCAAGAAGAACUUUUUCUGGGCGUUUGCGACGGCCGAGGCGGUGCUGCUGACGACAAAGUUCUUCCUCGACAAGGGCCGCGCGCCGCCGCCGGGCUUCAUAUGGUCGAUGGCGGGACAGCUGCCGAUGCCAUGGCGGGGCUACGUGGUCAGCGUCAUGCGCUACGGGCAGAUCUUCACGACGGUGCGGACGGAUAUCCUGCUUUGCGCGUUUGUGCUGGGCGUGUGCGCGUGGUGGAGGGGUCAGUUGUAG